Aspergillus oryzae RIB40 is the source of this 774-nucleotide messenger RNA. RefSeq names its product WW domain-containing protein. The record is from RefSeq and is a predicted model, not a curated record. Gene Ontology annotation, molecular function: protein binding. Lineage: Eukaryota; Fungi; Ascomycota; Eurotiomycetes; Eurotiales; Aspergillaceae. The coding region runs from base 1 to 774 and encodes 257 amino acids. The transcript has 3 exons.
AUGGAAUUCGUCAGCAAACUUGCCGAAAAGUUCCUCGACAAGGACAAGUCCAGCGGCAGCCAAGAAGGCUAUGGCAACCAAGGCGGCUACGGUGGAGGUGACCAGGGAUAUGGCGGCGGCUAUCCUCAACAACAACAGCAUUCAGGCCCUCAAGUGCCCCCCCCAUGGAUCGCCCGGUGGGAUGGGGAGUCACAGCGCUGGUUCUACGUGAACGAGCAGACCGGCGAGAGGACCUGGAACCACCCAGGCCAGGGCGGUGGCUACGGACAGCCGCAGCCUUCGUACGGUGGCGGUGCACCUUACGGGGGAGAACAGUCGUAUGGCCAGCAGCCCUCGUAUGGCUAUGGCGAGUCGCGCCAGGGAGAUUUCUAUCAGCAGCAGGAGGAGCCUAAGAAGGAUCACACUGCGGCGAAAAUUGCAGGUGCUGCGGUUUUAGGUGUUGCUGGUGGAGCGUUGGGAGCGUAUGGUCUGCAUGAAGCGCAUGAAAAGUGGGAUGAGAACAAGGAAGAGUGGAAACAGGAUGUUCAGGAUUUCCCUGAAAAUGCUGCGGAGUGGACCGGCGAGAAGGUCGGUGAAGCCGAAGCAGGCUGGGAUCGUGCCGAGGAUCGAGUCGAACAAGGCUGGGAUAACGCCGUCGAUAAGGUUGAGGACUUCCCCGAAAAUGCUGCAGAGUGGACCGGCGAAAAGGUCGGAGCCGUGGAACGAUUCGGGGACGAUAUGCACGAUGCAUACGAGCGGGGAGAGGAUGAGGGCCGCGGUGACGACGAUUGGUAA